UUCUGGAGAGAAUAUUUCCACCAAAUUGGGACACUCACAUCGUUCCAAGUACCAUGGCAGACGUUCGGGCGCUGUUGAAGGCCAAACGUCAGGAAGCGCGUAUCUCUCAUCCUCUAGCGUCGUACUCUUCUUCUGGCCAACUUCGAUGCUCUGCCUGUGGCACUACUGUCAAGCAUUCUAGCGCAUGGGAAGGUCAUUUGGGUAGCAAAUCACACCGAACAACUGUAGCUCGGCUGAAGGAGGAGGAGAGGAAGAAGGAAGAGCAGAGAUUGAAGGAAGAGGAGGAGAAGAACAAGCUUUCUUUGGGCAAGCGCAAAUCUGCUGAUGAAGACGUCGACAUGGCAGACGAGCCAGUCGCCAAGAAGUCCAAGCCCAGUCAUGCACCACAGGGAUUCCCUGCUGAUUUCUUUUCGGAUCCCUCUCUUGCGCCUGCACCUUCAACGUAUGAAGAUGGUUCCGAUGACGAGGAUCAACCAGAAAAACCACUGGCUGCAGCAUCCCAGAACCCUCCGUCAGGUAUUGACAAAGAAUGGGAGCGAUUCCAGCGCGAUGUCAUCAACGCGACUGAGUACCGGGAGACCUACGAAAAUGCUACUGUAUUCGCGGAACCAGUCAUGGUUUCGGAGACGCCUGAAGGCUUUCCUGUACAGGAAACAGAGGCGGUGGUGGUUGACACAACACCUCUCGAUGAAGAAGAACGUCGCAAGCAGAAGGAGCAGGAUGAACGUGAAUUAAUCAUGGAUAGACUACUGGAUGAAGAGCAGGCGCAGGAAGAAGCUGACAUGAAGGUGACCGUGAUGAAGAGCAGACUCGACGCGCUGAAAAAACAACGGGCGGCGGCAAAGGCAUCAAAAGUUAAGGCGAAUUCAUGACUGCUGUACGUCUCAUCGCUUC
Molecule: messenger RNA, 894 nt
Organism: Desarmillaria tabescens
Lineage: Eukaryota; Fungi; Basidiomycota; Agaricomycetes; Agaricales; Physalacriaceae
Exons: 1
Coding region: 54-872 (272 amino acids)
Biological process (GO): mitotic DNA damage checkpoint signaling; nuclear DNA replication; mitotic DNA replication checkpoint signaling
Cellular component (GO): spliceosomal complex; nucleus
Molecular function (GO): zinc ion binding; nucleic acid binding
Source: RefSeq, a predicted model, not a curated record